Messenger RNA from Phalacrocorax carbo (great cormorant), 3413 nucleotides. The record is from RefSeq and is a predicted model, not a curated record. NCBI's taxonomy places the organism in Eukaryota, Metazoa, Chordata, Aves, Suliformes, Phalacrocoracidae.
GCAUUGCCCCCCCCCCCCCACCCCCCGGGGCGUUGGGGGGGUUUGUGGGCCUCGGUGCUUGCUCCCGCGGGGCGCACUGAGAUUUAGGGGCCUCUCGGGCCACCACCAGGUUUGGCGCCCUGUGCGCUGGGGGUUGGUGGCCUCUGGGCUGGUUCCUGCGGGUCGCAGGGCGGGUUGGUAGCCCCAUGGCUGGUCAGAGGGCGGUACAGGGUCCCCAGCCUUGUGCUGCUCCAGCCCAGCUCACUCGCCAAAAGCCAGGCAAGGGUCUGUUGGUUGCAGGCACCCCAGAGUACUCAGAGCACCUCUCCACUCUGGCUGCCCUCCCUCUGGCACCAUCAGCCUGGGGGGAUUUGUGGCAGAGCCUCUGCAAAUGUGGUUUGCCCUGAGCCUGGGAUCUGCCUGGCAUGUUUCUUUCCUGCACACAGAUAACUCUAAUUUGUAGCUCUGCAUGCAGGAGAUAAUUUGAAUACACCUCAGUGGUGUGUGGGAGGAGAUCUCUACACUGGUCUUUGCUGGCAUUCACAAACACGUAAGGAGGGAGAAAGGCUGUGUGUUUUUCUAAAUGCAAAACUGCUAGAAAGGCUUGUUUGUUUUAAAAGGAGGGACAAGUCUUUUGGAAACCAGGCAGCGUCAGGGUCUGCUGCCAGAGACCUGCGUGGGGAAGACACCACUGCAAUGCUGGAGGCCCCUGGAUGGUCUGUGCACGUAGCAGAGCACCAUGCCUUUCCUGCAUGGCUUCCGCAGGAUCAUCUUCGAGUAUCAGCCCCUGGUAGACGAGAUCUUGGGGUUGCUGGCGAUACAGGAUGCGGAAAGGCAGAACACCCUUGAGAGCUCUGCCUGUCUGGGAAGUGACAGGAGCCAGCUCUCAGCUGUGAGACGAGUCUUGGAAAGGGAGACCCACUCCCCAUUUUAUCAGGAAGGUGUGAGCUAUGCCCUGUUGAAGGUCACCGAGCUGGGCCGCAUCCCUGCUGCAGAAAUCCUCCUGGAGUUUGGAGCUGACCUCAGCUUUGAAGAUCCAGUCACCUACUACACCCCCCUACACAUUGCAGUGCUCCGCAACCAGCCGGAUAUGGUGGAGCUCCUAGCGCGCCACGGGGCUGACAUCAACCGCAGAGACCGGAUCCAUGAGAGCAGUCCCCUCGAUCUGGCCAGCGAGGAACCUGAGCGGUUGCCAUGCCUCCAGCGGCUGCUUCAGCUGGGGGCUGAUGUCAACGCAGCUGACAAAAACGGAAAGACAGCGCUGUUGCACGCCCUAGCCAGCAGUGACGGUGUCCAGAUCCACAACACUGAGAGCAUCCGUCUCCUGUUGGAAGGAGGUGCGGAUGUCAGAGCCACCACCAAAGAUGGUGACACUGUCUUCACCUACAUCAUCUUCCUGCUGGGUGAGAUGGUGUGCAGCAACACUGAGGAGGCACAGGUGAUCAAUCGCUUCUGCUUUCGUGUCACGCAGCUGCUGCUGGCCCACGGCGCCAACCCCAGCGAGUGCCCAGCCCCCGAGUCCCUCACCCACCUCUGCUUCAAAAGCUUCAAACGCCACUUCUCGCUGCUGCGUUUCUUGCUGGAGUCAGGGGCUGCCUACAACUGCUCCCUCCACGGUCCCUCCUGCUGGUCAGGCUUCCACAUCGUCUUUGAGUGCCUCUGCUCACACCUCAGCGUCUCUGAAGAUGACAGCUUCUCUACAGACCUCAUCCAGAAGGGUCAGACACUGCUGGAGCUCAUGAUGGCCAGUUCACAAGCCAUCCAGCUGCCCAGCAACUUUGAGGUCAAUACCAGCAGCUGUAGGUACCAUGGGGAGAAGAUCAGGACUCUCUUCUGCUCUCUGAAGCAGCUGGAGCGCUCCCCACAGGCACUGAAACAUCUCUGCAGGGUGUUUAUCCGGCAGCGCCUUAAACCGUGGCCAGUAGAUGUCAAAAUCAAGGCUCUACCUCUUCCAGACAGGCUGAAGUGGUACCUCCUCAUUGACCAUGCUGCUGCUGGGCACGAGGACCUCUGAGCCUGACUGACACCUCUCCGUGCUCAUGGUGUGCCUACAGCCACCGAAUCUGCUCUGGGCCAGUUUUCUUGGCAGGAGAUGGGCUGUCCACAUGCUGUCCACACACCCACGGCUUGGCCAGCGCUGCCCAUGAUGUCCGACUCUGCUGCAUUUUGGGGGGGUGGUGUGUUUUUUUGAUCAUGAUGCUGCAUGCACGUCUGUGGAGGCCUUGUUGCUCUGGGGCACAUUGUGGGGAGGCAGGCAGAGCCCCACAGCUCCCUCGGGGUGAGGAGAGCCCCUGGGCUUUGGGGAACUGGAUACUGAGGCAGAGGGCUGGUUUGUGUGGAUUUUAAAAGGCCUGGCGGGCAGGACCAGUGGGGUGGUUGGGGUGGUGUGACUGGACAGGCAGCCUGUCCCCUCUCUUUCCAGCCCUGCUGGGUCCAGGGUGGGUGAAGCAGUGCCUUAGGCGAGUGGCGGAGUUGUGAUAUGCCUUGGGAUGCUGGGAGAAGAGGUGUUCCCCAUGCCGAGAGACUGCUGGCACCUGUGUCCUGCUUUCCUGUCUUCAGCCCGGCUGGUGGGAGCAGCCAUGGUGGAGGCAGGUCCAGCAUCUCUGUGUGGAUGCAGAUGCCUUCCUUGCUUAUGCAGGCUUCUGAAACUAGGAGCGUGACAGGGGUGAGGGGAAGCGGGGCUGGCAGCGCUCGCCAGCUGCUCAGCACCCUCUGAGUUUCUGCUGGGAGUACCCCAUCCUCCUGGCACAAAGGACCAUCCACCAAGAACAUCUUGGAGUCGCUGAGCUCCAAAACAGGUGGAUGUUUCUUGGCUUUGUGGUGUGUUUCAUGUGCAAGGAUGAGGAACAGGCAGCUAACUGCUGAGUGCCUUGUGCCUCCCUCCGUGGUCCUUGGCACUUGCCCUUGGUGACUGCUCCCAGGACCGUGGUCUGCAGUGCCUCCUCCCCAGCAACAAGAAAUUGCAGCAGGACUCGGGGCUUUCUCUCCAACCUGCUACUGGAACUUGCAGACUUUGGGGCUGCACAUGGCGGUCCCGUGUCCCAGCCUUGCCGCAGCUGUCCGGCUCCCCCUUCUAGGCAUCUGUUUCCUUGUGACGUGCCAAAGACUGGCUGCAGAGCUGAGCCCGCCCCUGACAUUUUUGUUGUUUGUCAGGGACAGAUGCAGAAGAGGAUUAAAAGAGGAAAAAAGAUCUCUUCUGAGUAGGUACAAUUUAUAGCAGGUGGGCCUGGGAUCCAUGGGCAGUUGGGCCACAGAAGGGUUGUCUCCUCCCAUUGUCCUCCUGGCAGAACCUGUGCUUUACCUUCUCCCACCCUGUGGAACUGGAGCUGUGUAUCUUGAUGAAUUCACGUUUUAAAAAAAAAAGUGAUCAAAUACUCCCCUGGUGUCUGGAAUGGGAAAUGAGCGAUUAAACAAGCCUUUUGUAAUAAUGACAA